Molecule: messenger RNA, 807 nt
Organism: Thunnus maccoyii (southern bluefin tuna)
Lineage: Eukaryota; Metazoa; Chordata; Actinopteri; Scombriformes; Scombridae
Product: lysozyme G-like
Exons: 4
Coding region: 24-491 (155 amino acids)
Biological process (GO): peptidoglycan catabolic process; defense response to Gram-positive bacterium
Cellular component (GO): extracellular region
Molecular function (GO): lysozyme activity
Source: RefSeq, a predicted model, not a curated record
AGCAACAGAGAAGAAAGACCAACAUGUCUCGGGAGGCUGCAGAAGAUCUUCGUUACAUAAACCAGUACAAAAACAAGAUUAUCAGGGCUGCUAACAAAUAUGGAAUGAAGCCUUCUGUCGUGGCUGGCAUCAUCUCCAGAGAGAGCCGCGGAGGCAGAGGGGCAGGUUUCGUUAAUGGCUGGGGGGACAACGGGAACGCCUUCGGACUAAUGCAGGUUGACAAGAACUGGCACACGCCUAGGGGUGCGUGGGACAGCCAGGAACAUAUCGAUCAAGGCACUGAGAUUCUAGCAGACUGCUACCGAACCGUCGGACGUGAAUUUCCUCAGUUGACCGGGACCAUGAAGCUGAGAGGAGCACUGGCUGCCUACAACAUGGGAACAGAAGAAAUGGCCUCCUCCUACAGCAAAGUGGACGAUCACACUACCGGAGGGGACUAUUCCAAUGAUGUCACUGCCAGGGCCCAGUACUAUGAGGAUCAUUUGUUUUAACUCUGAGAGCUCCCCCAUUUCUGAGUUAAAGUUAACUUUGAACAGCAAAUACCAUCAACAUGAAGCAGAAUUAGACAACACUUACUUUUCAUUUUUUUAAAGGAGUUGGUGUGCUCAUCAGUGAAAUCUCACUAAUCAAAUGAAGGUCUCAGCAUGACUGAUUGAUAUCUGUGUCAUUCUAUAUCCUUUAUAAUUUUAUUAAUGCAAUUAUCUUAAAGUGGAUAAAUGCAUUUCUGCAGCAGAGUAACUACAAUGUUUGAUGUCAUUUGCAGCGUGUAUCAGUGGAUCAAUAAAGCUAUCAGUCCAGUAUAUAUAA